UCGAACGCGCGCGCGCGCGCAUAGUCGUUGCCUUCUCUUUUAAUUUCUUAGACCUGUCAAUUAGGCGCGGCAUCAGCUCCCACAAUGGCCGAAGCCCUCGUGUCCGGGCUCACCGACCGACAAGGGAGACACCCAACUGGCCUCCGUCCUCCGUGAAAUCCAACCGCUGCUGGAGGACGCAGAGCGGAGACAACUGAAAGAGGCCUUCGUCCGUAACUGGCUGUGCGACCUCAAAGACGCCGUCUCCGACUUGGAGGAAGUGUUGGACGAGUGGGACACCGCUCUUCUCAAAAUCAAGAUUCAAAAACUCCAGUUCGGAUUCUCCGAGAAGGUACGGUCCUGCAUACUCAACUCCUUCCUUUGUUUCAGUCAAGUCCGCCGCGUCUGUCAACGCCGUCAAAUCGCCGUCAAAAUGAAUGAACUGAGGGAGAGAUUGAAUGCUAUUGCGUCCGAGAGAGGCAAAUACGGUUUUAAUUGGUUGAAUAAGUUGAACAACGUUGGAGAGGUUGAACAAAUUGAACAACCUGCGAGAUCGGGAACUACUUCCUUGAUUGAGGAAUCUGCCAUUUAUGGCCGAGACGAAGAUAAGAAGGUUUUGAUGAGCAGGUUAGUGUCUGAGAGCAGUGGAGACGGUACGAGGCACGAUGUCGAUGUCAUCCCUGUUGUGGGGAUGGGUGGGAUGGGAAAGACCACUCUUGUUCAAUUGGUGUAUAACGACGACAGGGUCAGAAGACUCAGAACCCAUUUUGAUUUGUGAAUUUGAGUGUGCGUUUCGGACCCUUUCGAUGCAGCGAAGGUUGCCAAAGAGAUUCUCGAAGCUGUUCUUGGUCAGACCCAGAAGUUGGUUGAGCUGGAUCUUUUAAUAGAGCAUAUACAUGAAGCUAUUGCUGGGAAGAAGUUUCUUCUUGUUCUAGAUGAUAUAUGGAAUGAAGACUCCUCAAAAUGGGAACUUCUGAGGCGGCCUUUGGAUGCCGGCGGUGUAGGCAGUAGAAUUUUGGUGACCACAAGAAAUGAGAGUGUUGCUCGGAUGAUGGAACCAACGGUAUGAUUACUCUGGGGAAAUUGUCCGAGGAUGAUUCUUGGUUGAUAUUUAGCCAGAUAGCAUUUUUCGGAAGGGAUACAAGUGAGUGCAAGCUACUAGAAGAAAUUGGUAGGGAAAAGAAGCAAGUGUCAUGGUUUGCCUCUUGCUGCAAAGACAAUGGGAGCUCUCAUGCGCUUUCAAAAUACUAGACGGCAGUGGGAAUAUGUUUUGCACAAUGGGAUGUGGGAACCGGAAGAUGUCAACACAAAAGUGUUUGCUCCAUUCCUGCUGAGCUAUUAUGAUUUGUCCCCUGCACUAAGACGUUGUUUCUCAUAUUGUGCGAUUUUUCCAAGAGAUUACAUGAUUGAAAGAGAUAAUUUGAUUAAAUUGUGAAUGUCACAGGGUUAUCUUCAUUUCGACGGAAAUAAAGAAAAGGAAAUAUUAGGUCAAGAAUACUUUAUGGAUUUAGCAAUGCGGUCUUUCUUCCAGGAUUUUGAAAAAGAUCAUCAAGGAAACAUUAUAAGAUGCAAGAUGCAUGACUUAGUGCAUGACUUUGCUCAAUUCCUCACAAAAUCUGAAUGCUUUAUCAUGGAUGUUGAUGGUGUUGCAGAGGAAUAUAACCUAGUGAUUGAAAAGAUUCGUCAUUCUACUUUUGUUCUAGCACCUGAUGCUGCAUUUCCUGCGUCAACUUGGAAUGGAAAGAGUCUACGAACUCUCUUCAUUUUGGAUUCCACAAACACCACCAUAAAUCCUGCUAUAUUCUCGCAUCUAUCAAGUCUUAGGACAUUAGAUUUGAGUGAUUGCUGGUUCAAAGAACUACCAGAAGAGAUUGGUGAGUUUAUGCAUUUGAGAUAUCUCAAUUUAUCUGGUAAUGAUGAGUUGGAAAGCUUGUCUGAGAAACUCUGUGAUUUAUCUAAUUUGCAAACCUUGUUGAUCAAAGAUUGCAUGCGACUUCAAAGACUCCCAGAAGCGAUGGGGAAACUAGUAAACUUACGACAUCUUCAUAUUGAUUGGUCUUUUAAUCUAGAGAGAUUACCGAAAGGAAUUGCAAGACUUACUUCUCUUCAAACGCUAGAUAUGUUUGGUGUGGCACGUUGUGACAAGAAUGAAGCGUUACAGUUGGGAGAUUUGAAAAAGUUAAACAAAUUUCAAGGUUACAUUCGGAUAUGCAAGUGUGGCAAUAUAGAAAACGUGGGGGAGGCUGAGAAAGCAGAACUUAUGUAUAGCAAGCUCCUUGUUAAUGUGAGGCUCGAUUUUGAUUGGAGUGGAGAGCGGAGGCUUGAAGAUGAAAUAAUACUGGAAUGCUUACAGCCACAUUCAAAUUUAGAAGCCUUAGAGAUACGGAAGCACAGAGGCACCACCAUUUCUCCGGAUUGGAUGAUGUCCUUAACUAAUUUGAGAAGGCUUGUCUUGUAUUCCUGCCAAUAUUCUGAGGCCUUGCCUCCUCUGGGAAAACUUCCAUCCCUUGAAUCACUUGAAAUAUGUCUUAUGAAAAGUGUGAAAAAUGUGGGGCUUGAGUUUUUGGGCAUAGGAACUGAUGGUGCAGAAAUAUCAACAUUUGUUUCAUUCCCAAAAUUAAGUGAACUUCGGUUUUCUUCCUUGGCAAAGUGGAAAGUGUGGGAAGGGAGCUUAAGGUCUACGGAAGAAGAUAUUUCGUGUAGAAUAAUGCCAUGUCUUCUUUCCUUAGAGAUUAACUCCUGCUUUUGCUUAGACGUGCUGCCAAACUUCCUGAAAAAGACACCACUACAGAAUUUGACGAUCACUGACUCUAAAGUUCUCCAAGACCAUUGCAUUGUGGGGACUGGCAAGGAGUGGGAUAAGAUUUCCCACAUUCCAAAUAUCAAGUUUAAUUUUGAAAGCGUUCAAAGAGACGACCUCUGAGUUCACCUGCUUGUGAAGAGCAUGAAGCUGAAUAACUCUUGGUUCAACAAAUGUGGCUCAACUAAUCUCAUCUAGCAGUUCUGGUAACUUCCUAUUCUGAAAUCUUUUCCUUCUUCCUGCCCUUGAUCUAUGCCUGCUUUAUCCAAUAUUUUACUUGUAGUUCAACAUUUUGCAUCUCCUUUUACAUUUUCCCCUUAUAUUUCAGCACUAUUUAGAAUUUAGAGUUGGAUCCUCGUGGAAAUUCCACAGGAAAGUAAUGUUCAGAACGUUGACGGAUGCUGUUAAUUACAAAACUCCUUUGUUUAUUGUUGUUGAUUACAGCAGUUGCCAUUUCACCAAAAGAGAGAUUGCAUUCAUUUGAGAUGAAUUGACUGCCAGUCCCCUGUCAAGACUGAAAUGGUGGGAAAGACGUUACGAAUACAUCAGACGUCCUCCUCCAAGGAACUUGAGUACAAUUUCCUGUUUCGUCUCCUGCAUUCUUCCUUUAAUGCAAAGUGCACUUUCAAUUGUUGUAACUACACUUUAGCCUUUAGCAACUAUUGAGAUUUCAAGACGUUGCUUCAGUUCAUUGUUUUGUCGCUUAAUCUGUUUUGUUUUGGAAUGAUUUGAACUGAUUAUCGAUCUCUGGUUUGGUAGUUUUAGAUUUUGAGGGUUGGAAAAAGUGAAAUUUCGAUUUUGGACGAGAAGUUUUGGUCGUGAAGAGUGUUUGGCCCUGGUGUGCCAAACAGUUCUCUUGUUGUUUAGUUGGCCACUGUCGAAUAAUUCUCAUGGUGUUCCGAUGUGCCAGCUGAACAUUUUUUUUUUAUAUUUCAAAUUGUUUUUCAAUCAUUCACUGCCGAACAACUCUCUUGUUGUUAGUUUUGGUUUGUCGAACAAGCUGCCAACUCAAAAUUUUAAAAAUCGUGAAAAAAUUAGUAAAUCUCCAAGGAAAGUGUUGGCAUACCUCAUCUGGAGCUCCCCAAACGAUGCUUUCGUUAUCCACCAAUUUUUUUUUUUUUUUAUCAAUUUAUCAAGUAAUGUGAAAGAAGAGAAAUUUUUCAGUAUACGAGGAAACGGCUCGGUACACUAAUGUAACAAUACAAAUGGUUGAAAUUUUUUUUUUAGUAUCCAACUACUUGUAUUAGGACACUUAGGAUACCGGGCCGUGUUCUAACACAUUGAAAUUUCUCUCUCACAAUUA
This is a messenger RNA of Pyrus x bretschneideri (Chinese white pear), 4082 nucleotides long. RefSeq names its product putative disease resistance protein RGA1. The record is from RefSeq and is a predicted model, not a curated record. The transcript is spliced from 2 exons. Lineage: Eukaryota; Viridiplantae; Streptophyta; Magnoliopsida; Rosales; Rosaceae. The coding region runs from base 1415 to 2902 and encodes 495 amino acids.